UCAACGGGAGGAGACAUUCUCACCGAGUAAUCGGACCGGUGAUGAUCGAGCCCCAUAUAAGGUCAUUGAGUUACCGCCACCCGAACUAGUACCACUCUCUCAAUCAGUGUACCCUCACGAAUUUUCAAGUGCAACAAGUGUAUCAACCGUCCAUCUCCGUUACUAAACGACGUGUGUUUUAAAAUACAAGUUUAUAAACUAAGAAUUAACUAAAUAAAACUAAACUAAAAUUUAAAUCGGCAUUUAACAAGGGCAUAUUAAGGCAGAGGAUAUUAUUUUAGAUCGGUAUUCAAUCGAUUUUAUUGGCUAGAAGAUAUUAAAGUAACAUAUAUUUUCUAUCGUUUUCAUUCAGAUAUAAUAGACAAUCGUGAAACGAAGAGAAAGAAGAAAAAGAAAACAAGUGGUCGUGCGUAACAAGGAAGGAAAAAAGCGGGAAAAUUGUAAAGAGAAAGGAAGAAUAACCACAAAUGGGAGAACCAUCGUAAGUAGAGAAAUACAGAAAAGUGAAACGUAACAUACGUGGAAAACACUGCUGUAAUACCGUGAAAACUACGUAAAGGAAUAAUCUCGUUAGAAGAGAAGAAGAACGAUCUGAAACUAAAAGGAGACAGAAAAGUCGAAGAUAUACGUUCAACAAUUUCCAAAUACGUGACAAAUCAAAAAGAAGAAGAAGAAUCGUGACGAACAAACAUUACGAAAAUUUCCAGCGGGAGGAAGAAAUAAGGAAAACGUCGCCGCUAAACAGAGAAGAUAAGAGCUUACAAUUAGUAAGAAAGUGUGAAUACGUGGAAGACUCAGUAAGAAAAAGAAAAAAGAACAGAAUCUUGGAAAAUUCGAAGAAUCCGUUAAAUAUUAUCCUAUCUACGAACAUAUCUACCCAUAACGUGAACUCUCGUUGAGAAGUCAAGCGGGCAAGAGUGAAAGUCCGCUGCUUCCUAAAUUCUAUCGAAGUUUCGAGUGUACUGCUGCUGGUUCUUUAAUAAUAUCGAGCACCUGCCCGAGUUUUGGUCGAGUUGGUCGCCGGAUCUCUGACGAAGAACAGGAACGAUAUCAAAGACGAGACGCGAAAAGGUCAAACCACGUGAGACAGCAGUUCUGAGAUGGGCACUAUUCUGCAACAGUCGGUGUUAAAAGGCCGACAGAUCAGCAACGCCGGCAAGGAGAAGGAUUUACUUCAUAAAUUAUUCAGUCAAGCGGCGGCAAAUUAUUCCAGCCAGCUGGCAAUCCGCUAUGAAGAUGACGAUGGACACGAGUAUACUAUGCUUUACGAUGAGUUGAACGAGCUGACUAACAAAUUCGCCAGAGUAUUCCAAAAAUUGGAAAAGCCAGACAAUUUAUCGAAAUCAUUCGUAGCAGUAUGUAUGAAGCCAUCGCAUCGACUGCCAACAGUGUUAAUUGCCAUAUUGAAGGCCGGUAUGGCGUAUCUGCCCUUGGACGCAGAGUUUCCGAUGGCCAGGGUGAAACAUGUUCUGCAAGAAGCAAAACCUUUCGCAGUGGUGAUAGAACAAGGAGCGGAUGCAUCGAUUUACGAGGGAACAAAUACGAUAACGUAUGAACAGUUGUUGAAACAAUCUGAAGCUGAGGAGAAAGAGGAUUUGGAGUAUAACGAGGACCCUGAAAGCAUUGCUAUCGUUUUGUAUACUUCUGGAAGCACGGGCACGCCGAAGGGAGUGCUUUUGCCGCACGCGGCUGUGUUAAACCGACUACAAUGGCAAUGGCGCGAGCUGCCUUAUGCCACCGACGAGCAACAUUGUAUUUUUAAAACAUCUUUGACCUUCGUGGAUAGCGUGUCAGAAAUUUGGGGACCUCUGUUGCAAGGAAGAACCAUAGUAAUUGUCUCCAAACAUAUUACCAGGGAUCCAGAGAGAUUCGUCUCGGUAUUAGAAAAGUACAAGAUUCAACGAUUGGUGCUGGUCCCAUCGCUACUGUACUCUAUGCUGAUGUACUUGAAUCUACGGAACAAGGACAGCGUGCUACGUUCUCUAAGACUUUGGGUAUGCUCUGGAGAAAUGUUGCCAGUUUCGCUGGCGGAUCAAUUCUUUGCAACCUUCGGCGACGAUAGUAAAAUCUUGGCGAAUUUCUAUGGAAGCACGGAGAUCAUGGGAGACGUUACCUAUCAUCUGUUGACCAAUCGGAAGCAACUACAGAAUACGCAGAAAGUGCCAAUUGGCAAGCCGUUGGACAAUUGCGUUAUUUAUAUCGUGAACAAAGAGAUGCGGCUGGUACCGCAGGGCGAAGUCGGAGAACUGGUAGUCGCCGGAAAGAACCUUGCAACAGGGUACAUCCGCGACAAUGAGUCCCGCAAGUUUCAGGACAAUCCUCAUGCCAUCGAUCUAGAACACUCGAGGAUUUAUUGCACUGGAGAUUAUGCAAGAAUAUCGAAAGGAGUGAUCGUGUACGAAGGACGCGUAGACUCGCAAAUUAAAGUUAGGGGACACCGUGUAGACCUCACGGAAGUGGAGAAAACAGUAUCAAAGGCACCUGGUGUCGACGAAGUGGUUGUCCUCUGUUACAAACCCGGUGAAUUGUCUCAGGCACUACUUGCUUUCGUAACUGUUACAAACGAUUCGUCCACUUGCACUGUAAAAAUUGAAACGUUUCUGCAAGCCAAUCUACCGGUAUACAUGUUACCACGAGUCAUCAUCGUGGAUAAUAUUCCUCUUUUAACAAACGGGAAAACUGAUCGCCAAACACUGCUCAAGCAAUACGAAUCUUCUCAUCUCAAUAACGAGAAUGAGCAAUACAUGAACUGCGACUACGCCGACGUACCUGAAGCAGACUUAGCAAAGGCAAAAGUUCUGUUUCCAACGGUGGCGUCUGUAAUUGGUGGAGGAAGCCGCGCAGACGUUAGGAUCGAUGCAAAUUUCUACGAGAUUGGCGGAAAUUCCUUGAACUCGAUUUACACGGUAACAAAGCUACAAGAUCAAGGUUACGAAAUAGGAAUCACAGAGUUCAUCACGGCGAAGAAUUUGGGUGAGGUGCUCAACCGAAUGAAAACCAGCACGGAUGGCGAACCGAUUGAUAAUGGUCUUAACGAGGAAGAACAUAUCUUUGAGAUGUUGAACGAUUCUCAUAAAGAGGAUGUGACAGAGAUUAUUACAGAAAGUUUCUACAAUAAAGCAGACUUAGAACAGUGGUUAAUGCAAGAUAUAGCAAAAGAAGAUUACCGUAUAAUGAUGGAGUUACUUUGGAAACCAUUGGUAGAAAAGAAUUUAAGUUUCGCAGUAAAAUCGUCACAACAUGGCAGAACGAUCGGGGUAGCAUUAAAUUUCGAUCUCUGGGACGAGCCUGAGUUAAUUCUUGAUUCCAAAUUAACGAUCGUUUUCGAGUUCUUAGAAUAUCUUGAAGCACCCAUUAGAGAAAGGAAAUUGCCAAAAGGAACGGGUCAGAUUAUUCAUAAUUUUAUGAUGACAACAAGCAGUGACCUAAAUCCAGCUGAAAAUGUAAUUUUGAUGAAAGAGAUGGAAGAAUAUUGUUUACAAUUGGCUAAGAGAAAAGAAUAUGCUGGGAUUUUCACCACCAACACCAGUCCACUAACACAGCAACUCGGUAUAGACGUGUUUGGAUAUGAAACAAUGCUGACUUACCAAGUAAACAGGUACAUUGCCCCAGACGGUACGAAGCCCUUUAAAGAAGCGCCGGACAGUCAACUGGCAAUUUGCUCGUUGAAAAUGAUCGCUUAAUGUACCCUGGAAACCAACCGGAAAUAUUAGCGUUUCGAAUUGCACGAGAGUACAACGCUCGUACCAAUGAAGUUAAUAAGCAUGUCUGUAUUUAUA
This is a messenger RNA of Bombus impatiens (common eastern bumble bee), 3779 nucleotides long. It is a transcript of the gene e, whose product is annotated as mycosubtilin synthase subunit C. Lineage: Eukaryota; Metazoa; Arthropoda; Insecta; Hymenoptera; Apidae. The record is from RefSeq and is a predicted model, not a curated record. Bases 1101 to 3683 code for a protein of 860 amino acids. The transcript has 13 exons.